Messenger RNA from Python bivittatus (Burmese python), 481 nucleotides. NCBI's taxonomy places the organism in Eukaryota, Metazoa, Chordata, Lepidosauria, Squamata, Pythonidae. The record is from RefSeq and is a predicted model, not a curated record.
UAAUAUUUUUGUAGAAUGUUACUUUAUGAUAUUUGUGCUUACAUUGGUAUUGAACUAGAUUUUGAUUUUCCUUUCAGCCACAACCACCAAACUACAACAUUUAAACAUCCAGUGACUGGUCAAUUUUCCCCAGAAAACGUGGAGUUUAUUUUACAAGAGGAGCAUAAUUCACAUAUGUCCAAGCAUCAGAUAAACCAAAGACCUUCAAGUAUGGUCAGUGAAACAUCUACUGCAGUAACUACAUCCACUACAGAUGCAAAACAUGGAUCCAAGUUGAUAAAAUCUGGCAAUAAAGUUCAUAGCUUUGGGAAAAGGGAUCAGGCUAUAAGGAGGAAUCCUAAUGUCCCUGUUGUGGUAAGAGGCUGGCUUCAUAAGCAAGAUAGCUCUGGAAUGAGAUUGUGGAAAAGAAGAUGGUUUGUUCUAGCAGAUUACUGUUUAUUUUAUUACAAAGGUUAGUGAAUAUAAAUCUUUGCUUAGAAAU